UAAAAGAACUCAACCUUCGAAAAGCCAUUAUCAUCUCUUCCCGCCUCGCUUUGGCUUUCCGCCUUCCCCCAUGGCAGCAAACAGACUCAAAGUAGAGGAGCUCCGUGUCCAGCUCGCCCAGCGGGGGCUCGACACCACCGGAACCAAGCCCACGCUGGCUCGAAGAUUAGAAUCAGCUCUUUGCAAAGAAAAUGUGUCAUUGACGGAAACGACCGAUUUAUCAGCUGGUCGAAAGAGGCCGAGGGAGUCUGAAAACGCGGAUUCAGAUGGGCUUGCGAAGGUUAAGUUCAUUGAGAAUCUUCAAGAGAUGGGUGUUCGCCAAUUGAGGGAACAAGCUAAGCUUCGAGGUGUUUCGGCAAGUGGGUCCAAGAAAGAACUCUUACAGAGGCUUUCAGAACACGUAGAUAAGGAUUCCGAAGAGGCUUCUAAAGAUAAAGUAGACGAGGACAAAAAGGAGAAGUUGGUUACCGCUACGAAGAAGGGCAAUGCAGUCUUGGAUCAAUGGCUCUCGGAUCAAAUAAAGGCACAAUACCAUGUAUUGCAAGUUGGAGACGACAUAUAUGAUGCCAUGUUGAACCAGACUAAUGUCAAGGAGAAUAAUAACAAGUUCUAUGUUAUUCAAGUGCUUGAAUCUGAUGAUGGUGGUACGUACAUGGUAUACAAUAGAUGGGGUAGAGUUGGAGUAAAAGGUCAGGACAAAUUACAUGGUCCUUACACAUUGAGGGAGAGUGCAAUCCAGGAAUUUCAGAUGAAGUUCUUAGCCAAGACGAAAAAUGAAUGGUCUAAUCGCAAACAGUUCAUUUCUUACCCAAAUUGCUAUACUUGGUUGGAAAUGGACUACAGUGAAACAGAAAAGGAAUCAACUGUUCCAGGCAAGCCAGUUGACUCCAUAACAGGGAUUCAACCUCGGGAGACACAACUUGAGCCCUGCAUUGCCAAAUUUAUCUCUCUUAUUUGCAAUAUAAGUAUGAUGAAACAGCAAAUGUUGGAAAUAGGAUACAAUGCUGAGAAGCUGCCACUUGGCAAGUUAAGCAAGUCUACAAUUUUGAAGGGUUAUGAUGUCUUGAAAAGGAUUGCUGAUGUGAUUGGCCAAUCUGAUAGGAAGAAACUUGAGCUAUUAAGUGGGGAAUUCUAUACUGUUAUUCCUCAUGACUUUGGUUUCAAAAAAAUGAGUGAAUUUGUAAUCGACACUCCUCAAAAAUUGAAAAGAAAGUUGGAGAUGGUUGAAGCCCUGGGUGAGAUUGAGGUUGCAAGCAAGCUGUUGAAGGAUGAUCUUGAGAUGCAGGAGGAUCCCUUGCAUUCUCAUUAUCAGUGUCUUCAUUGUGAACUAAUGCCACUUGAUGUUGAUUCCGAGGAAUUCUAUAUGAUUAACAAAUAUAUGAUGAACACUCAUGCAAAAACACAUUCAAACUAUACUGUUGAUAUUGUUCAAAUAUUUAGAGUUUCCAAAGAAGGAGAAGAAGAACGCUUCAGAAAGUUCUCUGCUGCAAAAAAUAGGAUGCUUUUAUGGCAUGGCUCUAGACUAACGAAUUGGACUGGUAUUCUAUCACAAGGGUUACGGAUUGCUCCUCCAGAGGCACCUGCAACAGGAUAUAUGUUUGGGAAAGGGGUUUAUUUUGCUGAUAUGUUCUCAAAAAGUGCAAAUUAUUGCUAUGCAACUCAUGCAUCCAGGGCUGGGGUGCUGCUUUUAUGUGAGGUGGCACUGGGUGAUAUGGCUGAGCUUUUAACUGCAAAUUACCAUGCUGAUCAGUUGCCAGAGGGAAAGUUAAGCACAAAAGGAAUUGGCGAAACGGCACCGGAUUCUUCAGACUUCCUAAAGCUUGAAGACGAUGUUGUUGUUCCGCUUGGGAAACCAAAGAAGCAACCUGGGCCCAAGGGUAGUUUAUUGUACAAUGAAUAUAUAGUAUACAAUGUGGAGCAGAUCCGAAUGAGAUACGUUGUUCAAGUAAAUUUCAAUUUUAAAAUGUAAGACUCAGGCAGCAACACUGUGUUCCAUUUCUUAGCAGAAGCAUACCUGUGAAUUCUUGGUUUUCUUUUUGCCAUGUCAGAUGGCCUUGUAUUUAACUUUGUUUGGUUCAAGACGUCCGCCUCCCAAGUUGUAUUGUAUAUGCUAUGGUUAUUACUUAAAGGAAGUAAAAAAAAAAAUGGUUCUAUGUGCA
Nelumbo nucifera (sacred lotus) is the source of this 2159-nucleotide messenger RNA. It is a transcript of the gene PARP2, whose product is annotated as poly(ADP-ribose) polymerase. Lineage: Eukaryota; Viridiplantae; Streptophyta; Magnoliopsida; Proteales; Nelumbonaceae. Gene Ontology annotation, molecular function: NAD+ poly-ADP-ribosyltransferase activity. Gene Ontology annotation, biological process: protein poly-ADP-ribosylation; double-strand break repair. The record is from RefSeq and is a predicted model, not a curated record. Gene Ontology annotation, cellular component: nucleolus.